AUGUUUCCAUUGGGCGCACAAAGAGACUUUGUUUCAACCCUGCUGUGUGUGAUGUUUGCCAUCACCUCGGGCCAGUAUGAGAGCUACAGCUUCAGACGUUUCCCCGAGCAGGAGCUGAUGCCACUGGCCGCCGCCUACGGGACGGCGCUGCAGCUUUACGCAGCGGGGAACUGGACGGAGUCGGUGCGCUACUUGGAGCGGAGUCUGCGUCUGCGCCGGCUGCUGAGGGACAGUGUCGGGUACUGUAUGCGAGUCUGCAGCAACAGCACGCACAACCAGCCGCCUGUAGCGGGAUCCCCGGAUCUGCGCGUCUAUUGGCACGUCCUGAUGAGCGCGUCGUGCCAGAAGAAGUGCAGGGAGACGCUCCCGGCCCUGCAGCUGCCUGUCCCCAGCAGGGAGCUGCUGCAGGAAUACAGCAGGAGGGAUCCAUACAGAUACCUGCACCAUGCAUACGCACAGCUGAACAACCUGCAGAGGGCUGUCCCGUGUGCCUUCACUUUCCUCCAGAGGAACCCAGAGGACCAGGAGAUGAGCCAACUCAUGGAGGAAUACAAGAAGGAGUACGACCUGAGUGGCUUCCUCAUUGACCUAGAGGAGCAGCCCCAUGAGGCCUCCUUUGUGAGAGGAGUGACGCUGGUCAGCUCGGGGGACUAUGGCAGCGGCGUUGAACACCUGGAGGAAGCUCUGCAGCUCUACCUGCAGGAGUUUGACCUCUGUCAGGCCAGCUGUGAGGCCGUCAGCCAGCUUUCACCAGACAAGGACUUCUACACCAUCAUAGCAGAAGUUUAUGUCGACACAUUAAAGUGCAAGCUAAGGUGUGAGGAAAACCUGAAGCCCAAUGUUGGCGGCUACUUUGUUGAGAACUUUGUGGCCACCAUUUACCAUUACCUCCAGUACGCCUACUACAAAUUGAAUGACGGCCGCAGAGCCGCGCCGUGUGCGUACAGCUACUUCCUGUUUGAGCCUGAAGACAACGUCAUGAAGCAGAACAUGUUGUAUUAUGAAGCCUAUAGUGAACAGUGGGGCCUCCAGUCUGACCACUUCACCCCGCGAACGGAAGCUGUGAAACACUACAACCACACCAACACUCAAAAGCAGAUGUUGAGAUAUGCAGAAAUGUACAUAGAGCAGGAUAUUGAGGAUUUUCUUGGACUGGAGGAAGCUGCAUUACUGGCGUCCGAGUCUCCUGAUGCUGAGUUUGAAGGGAUCGGAGAUUACGAGGAGUCCAUCUACGCCAACUGGAGGCAGCCAAAGGGAAAAGGGGAUGCUGGCGAGUCAGAUAUCUGAAGAGCACUGAGAGUGAGGAGCAGUGAUUUCAGCAUCACUCCAAGCAAAUUCAUCAUACAGGGUAUCCAUAGAUGAUCUGGCUUGGUUUACCCUAACAAUCAGCAGUGUGUUGAAAGAACAUGUCAGAGUUAAAACAACUUUGUAGCUUUUGUUAGAUGAAAACAAUGUGAAUCAAAGCAGUUUGGAGCAGCUAAUACUGGCACAGGGGGCAAUAGACCCGUGUCAAAA
Molecule: messenger RNA, 1515 nt
Organism: Cololabis saira (Pacific saury)
Lineage: Eukaryota; Metazoa; Chordata; Actinopteri; Beloniformes; Belonidae
Product: endoplasmic reticulum protein SC65-like
Exons: 7
Coding region: 1-1287 (428 amino acids)
Biological process (GO): peptidyl-lysine hydroxylation; collagen fibril organization
Cellular component (GO): endoplasmic reticulum
Molecular function (GO): protein binding; collagen binding
Source: RefSeq, a predicted model, not a curated record